AGAACAGCUUCCGCUUCGUCGCUGGAAGUGACAUAAUUAUGUAAACAGGAGCUGCCACAACAUUUCUGUUAGUGUUAUUGUUAAUAUAAUUACCAACAAAAGGCACGUUUCGGUAAAAUAUUCAGACUUGAUGCGUAUUGUGUGACGCCUGCAUCAGGGAGCCGCUGAAGGGGCAUUUGUUUUUCAUGGGACGGCUGUGACUGUCCUGAGAUGUUCACAGACAUGGAAUACGAGCUGGAGGAGGACAAACUAGGUAUACCGACCGUACCCGGCACUGUGACUCUGAAGAAAGAUGCUAACAAUCUUAUCGGCAUCAGCAUUGGUGGUGGAGCUCAGUACUGUCCUUGUCUCUAUAUUGUCCAGGUCUUUGAUAACACGCCAGCAGCUCUGGAUGGGACGCUGGCAGCAGGCGAUGAAAUCACGGGUGUCAACGGGAAAACAGUGAAAGGAAAAACAAAGGUGGAAGUGGCCAAGAUGAUUCAAUCUGUCCAGGGAGAGGCUGUUAUCCACUACAACAAACUGCAGGCUGAUCCAAAACAAGGGAAAUCUUUAGAUAUCGUGUUGAAAAAAGUAAAGCAUCGCCUAGUGGAGAACAUGAGCUCGGGUACCGCCGAUGCUCUUGGACUCAGCAGAGCUAUUCUAUGCAACGAUGGCCUGGUCAAAAGACUGGAAGAGUUGGAGAAAACAGCUGAGCUUUACAAAGGACUGAUGGAGCACACAAAGCGGCUGCUCAGAGCUUUCUUCGAACUUUCUCAAACUCACAGAGGGUUUGGCGAUGUAUUUUCUAUCAUCGGUGUGAGGGAGCCGCAGGCUGCAGCCAGCGAGGCUUUCGUAAAGUUUGCCGACGCUCACCGAAACAUCGAGAAAUAUGGAAUUCAGCUGCUAAAGACCAUCAAGCCUAUGCUCCAUGAUCUGAACACAUACCUCCACAAGGCCAUACCAGACACCAAGCUCACCAUCCGCAAGUACCUGGAUGUUAAGUUUGAAUAUCUGUCCUACUGCCUCAAGGUGAAGGAAAUGGAUGAUGAAGAAUACAGCAGCAUUGCCAUGGGAGAACCGUUGUAUCGUGUGAGCACCGGGAACUACGAGUACCGCUUGGUACUGAGGUGCAGACAGGAAGCUCGGGCCCGCUUUGCUAAGAUGAGGAAGGACGUUUUGGAGAAGAUCGAGUUGUUGGAUCAGAAACACGUUCAGGACAUCGUGUUCCAGCUGCAGCGCUUUGUCUCAGGCAUGUCCCAUUACUACGACGACUGCUACGCCGUCCUGAAGGAGGCGGACGUGUUCCCCAUUGAAGUGGACCUGUCCCGCACCACCAUCAACUACAGCAGCCAGUCGCUCUCGUACACCGAUGAGGACGAGGAGGAGGAGGAGGGAGGAGGAGGCGGAGGAGAGGAGGGAGGGAGCACGCAGGCAGAGAACGGCACGGAGAAGCUGGUCGAUGAUGAAUGAAUGUGUGUGUGUGUCAUUUAACAGCCCGUGCAUUUAUCACGAGCACUCGGUUUUAUCCAGUGGAAUAUAGCAGCUGGAACGGUUGAUGCCGUUGAAACGAAGAUGGAAAUGACGUUGUGCUACUUUUACUGUGUUUUAUUAUGUCAAAAUUUGACCCAACCAUUUAUUUAAACCCAUUUUCUUGCGUUUUGCAUAUUUCUUUCCUCACUGAUGCAACUUCACAACAAUGGGUGAUUUUAUUUUAAUUCUUUGCGUGUUUACUACUUCAGAGUGGGAUCUUUAAGCUGGGGGUGUGCCUUUUUUUUUUUUACUCUGUCUUGAAGUCUCAUGGGUUUUUGGUGUUUGUCAGUCAAUAUGAAAUUGAAUGUUGUAACUUUAUUUACUAUAUUAUUCUAUUUGCUGCACACAUAUUUGCUGCAACCUAUUGAGCUACCUUACUUUUUUUUUCCAAACCAUAAGUUUAUUAAUUUAAAAAUCCCAUAGUUUGCAAGAUAUCAGUGUUUCGCCGAAAGAUACACACCCCUACAACAUGAAAAGGGUUGUUUUAUCUGGCUAAUACAUAUGCAUUUAGGGGAAGUUGCAUUGAUUUACCACACAUUCCAGCUGUAGAAUUUGUUGCAAAUAUUAAGCCAGGUUUACUCUCAGAAUAUUGCAUUAAGGUAAGAUUAUACUUUUUCCAUAUUAAAUUCCACUGCAAAUAACGCUGCUUUUACAUUCCUUAUGCUAAAAACAUGCAGGUAAUUUUGCUGCAUGAAAACUCAAGUGCACAUACAACCCCAGAGAGCUUUACUGCGCUCUUACCACUACAAGAAAAUAAAUGUUACAGUCCCAGUAAUGUUAUGUAUCGUAUCAUAACCACUUUAUUGUGAUUUUUUUUUUCUGAAAUUAUAUUUAAAAGUUGUAAAAAGUCAGAUUUAUUCUUAAUGAAGGGAAAUCUAAUCCAAUAGUUAUAUCAUGCUUCAAUGUGUUCUACUGUAAAUGGCCACUGGGGGGCAGUAAUGCAUCAUGUUUCUCCUCACUACUGGAAUAGAAACCGUGAGGUUUGUGUUGAAGUACAUCGUUUUAUUUGUGUUUCGUUUGUUUUCUGUAACCCGAAGAAGUAACUUUUUACAUAUUUAUGCACUCUAGCACCAGUGGAAGGUUAAACGCAUACAAACAUAAAUUAUCUACUUUGAGUGGAACAUAUUUUAUUAUUUGAGACGGUUAAACUAUCCUUUCUAAUUCAGUUUUUGCUUCUUUUUUUUUUUUUGUCUCUGAUUGUACUGAAGCAAUGUCCGAGAAUUUGUGAAGAUGGAAUACAUUAAAAUUAUUUAAAAUA
Molecule: messenger RNA, 2767 nt
Organism: Fundulus heteroclitus (mummichog)
Lineage: Eukaryota; Metazoa; Chordata; Actinopteri; Cyprinodontiformes; Fundulidae
Gene: pick1
Product: protein interacting with prkca 1
Exons: 13
Coding region: 211-1449 (412 amino acids)
Biological process (GO): regulation of Arp2/3 complex-mediated actin nucleation; positive regulation of receptor internalization; intracellular protein transport
Cellular component (GO): neuron projection; trans-Golgi network membrane; postsynaptic early endosome
Molecular function (GO): protein domain specific binding; protein kinase C binding; phospholipid binding
Source: RefSeq, a predicted model, not a curated record